GCUAUAUAAAUCCAUCACUUCUAGUUCCUGUUAUAUUGCUGAAUCUCUGAUUGGUAGUAACCAGUUUACAUUUCGCACAUAACUCUCUUCCUCUCUCUUUCAUCACCAUCUCUUCUGUGUAUCAGACACACACAAAAACCUAAAUUUUCAAGCUUUGUCAGUCAAUCUUCUUCUUCCUCCAUACCUUAUCUCACCAGCUUCUCCAUAUCUCUCAAAGAAAAAGACACUCUAUAAAUUCCCCCCCAAAAAAAUCAAAUAAGAUGGAUAACUCCGACAUUCUAAUGAACAUGAUGAUGCAGCAGAUGGAGAAGCUUCCUGAACACUUCUCUAACUCAAACCCUAACCCUAAUUCCCAUAACGUUAUGAUGCUCUCCGAAUCCAACACCCACCCGUUCUUCUUCAACCCCACCCAUACUCAUCUCCCACUUGACCCAACCAUCUCUCAUCACCACCAACCCGGUUUAAAUUUCCGGUAUGCCCCGUCCAUGUCAUCAUCUCUCCCGGAGAAAAGAGGAGGAUGCAGCGACAACGCCAACAUGGCGGCAAUGAGAGAGAUGAUCUUUCGAAUAGCCGUGAUGCAGCCUAUACAUAUUGAUCCGGAGUCCGUGAAGCCACCGAAGAGAAAGAACGUGAGGAUCUCUAAGGAUCCACAGAGCGUGGCGGCUAGACAUCGAAGGGAGAGGAUAAGUGAGCGCAUUCGGAUUCUUCAACGGCUUGUCCCCGGUGGCACCAAGAUGGAUACGGCGUCGAUGCUCGACGAGGCUAUCCAUUACGUUAAGUUUCUUAAGAAGCAGGUGCAAUCGCUGGAGGAACAUGCGGUGGUUAACGGGGGAGGAAUGACGGCGGUGGCCGGAGGAGCACUGGCGGGUACUGUUGGUGGAGGAUAUGGAGGAAAAGGGUGUGGGACUAUGCGGUCUGAUCAUCACCAGAUGCUUGGAAAUGCACAGAUUCUUAGAUGAUGAUGAUGAUGAUUUUAAAAUAUAUUUCAUAUUUAUUAAUAUGAAGCGAAUCAAUAUUUUAGGAGGAGUUGAAUUAAAUAUUAUGAAACUAUCCUUUUCAAUCUUUCCGGCUUUCGAUGAUGUUUUAGUUUUGGGAUGGUUUAAUUAAAAGUCAGUCUUGGGUUGUAAAUUAGACUAAAGUGUUACAGAGUACUAGUAAUAUUUAAUUAUCACCAAGUGAAUUAAUCCACUGUUGUCACUGAUCAAUCCGACAUGUUUCUGUCUUGUUUCUAAUGUAACAAGUGUCAAAGUGUGUAAUUUAUGUCAUUUCGUACUUGUUGUAAUACUAUCUUGAUGCACAUGUGUGUUGAGCCAACUUUCUAGAUUACAAAGUUUUGGGGGAUAUAGAUUAUAAGACGAACAU
Molecule: messenger RNA, 1362 nt
Organism: Camelina sativa (false flax)
Lineage: Eukaryota; Viridiplantae; Streptophyta; Magnoliopsida; Brassicales; Brassicaceae
Product: transcription factor HEC2
Biological process (GO): regulation of DNA-templated transcription
Molecular function (GO): protein dimerization activity; DNA-binding transcription factor activity
Source: RefSeq, a predicted model, not a curated record